This is a messenger RNA of Nannospalax galili (Upper Galilee mountains blind mole rat), 2361 nucleotides long. RefSeq names its product tubulin tyrosine ligase like 6 (gene Ttll6). Gene Ontology annotation, cellular component: cilium. The record is from RefSeq and is a predicted model, not a curated record. Gene Ontology annotation, molecular function: tubulin-glutamic acid ligase activity; tubulin binding. The transcript has 13 exons. The coding region runs from base 172 to 2361 and encodes 729 amino acids. Gene Ontology annotation, biological process: microtubule cytoskeleton organization; protein polyglutamylation. Lineage: Eukaryota; Metazoa; Chordata; Mammalia; Rodentia; Spalacidae.
UGUCUUGCUGCUUUCCUUUUUCUCUUUUUCAGAUGAUUGGUGAUCAAUCUAUCCAACUGCCGGUAUGAGAGUGUGCGCAGGGUCGCCCAGCAGUAUGGCCUUCGAGAGGGAGGUGAAAAUGAUGACUGGACUCUCUACUGGACCGACUACUCAGUGUCGCUGGAACGGGUGAUGGAAAUGAAGAGUUACCAGAAAAUCAAUCACUUCCCUGGAAUGAGUGAAAUCUGCCGCAAGGACUUGCUGGCCCGCAAUAUGAGUCGCAUGUUAAAGAUGUUCCCUAAAGACUUCCAUUUUUUCCCUAAGACCUGGUGUCUUCCUGCUGACUGGGGAGAUUUGCAGACUUACAGCAGGUCAAGAAAAAAUAAGACGUACAUUUGUAAGCCAGACUCAGGCUGCCAAGGGAGAGGGAUAUUCAUCACCCGGACAGUGAAAGAAAUCAAGCCAGGAGAGGAUAUGAUCUGUCAGCUCUAUAUUUCAAAGCCCUUCAUCAUUGAUGGGUUCAAGUUUGACCUGCGGAUUUAUGUGCUGGUGACAUCCUGUGACCCUCUCAGGGUUUUUGUGUACAAUGAAGGACUGGCCCGUUUUGCCACCACCUCUUAUUCCCACCCCUGCACAGACAACCUGGGUGAUAUCUGCAUGCACCUGACUAAUUAUUCUAUCAAUAAGCACAGUUCAAACUUCAUUCAAGAUGCUCACUCUGGCAGCAAGAGGAAACUCUCCACCUUCAACACAUAUAUGAAGACACAUGGCUAUGAUAUGGAGCAGAUAUGGAGGGCCAUCGAGGAUGUCAUCAUCAAAACACUGAUAGCAGCCCACCCAGUCAUCAAGCACAACUACCACACCUGCUUUCCCAGCCACACACUCAACAGCGCCUGCUUUGAGAUCCUGGGCUUUGACAUCUUGUUGGAUUGUAAACUCAAACCUUGGCUGUUGGAGGUCAACCAUUCUCCAAGCUUCUCCACUGACUCCAAGUUGGAUAAGGAGGUGAAAGACAGUCUGCUGUAUGACGUGUUAGUCCUAAUCAAUUUGGGAAACUGUGACAAAAAGAAAGUCUUGGAGGAAGAGAGACAGCGGGGGCAGUUCCUGCAGCAGUGCCCUUCCCGGGAGAUCAGGAUGGAGGAAGUCAAGGGUUUCCAGGCAGUGUGGUUACAGAAAACUGAGAAAUAUGAGAAGGAAAAUUGUGGAGGGUUCCGACUGAUUUAUCCUGGUCUGAAUUUGGAGAAGUAUGAGAAGUUUUUCCAGGACAGUAGCUCCCUCUUCCAGAAUACUGUUGCUUCCAGAGCACGGGAGCUGUAUACCCGGCAACUGAUCCAGGACCUGAGGCAGAAACAGGAGAAAAAAUCCUUCCACACAAAAGAGAAGAAGGUGGAGAUACAGGGCGAGUCUGCUGGCCAGCAGAUGAGAGGCAGGAAUGUGAGGAGCUGGCAACAGAGACAACAGCAGAAAUGCAAGAUUGGCACCUGUGUCCCCAAACAAUUUUAUCAUCCAGUGGCAUUAGUGUCCUGCACACCUGACUUGCUCUUGAGUGUUAGAAGCACAAACAAAAGUGAAAUGGACAGUGACUUCAACCAGGAGACCACCAAGAAGGAGGAUGGCCCUGCUCCUUGCAAGCCUGUGUCUGCAAGGCACUACAACUAUGUCCCUGACCUGAAGAGUUCAAAUCUCAACUGCUUUAGGAUGGAGCCUCGUAAGUCUGUUUCCAAAAUCAAGGAAGUCAAGUCGGGCUUUGCCCUGAACAUAUACAGCAGCACCCAGCCCUUAACCUCCAUAGAAACUUCCCCAGAACCCAUCACUCGGCUUGCAACCUUUCUGGACUCUCUGGCAAGCCUAAGCCUGACCGCCAGCCCUGAAUGUAGUAACCCAGAGAGUAUCAGCCUGGUCUCCUAUAAAUACAGGCUGCAGAAGACCUCCCAGAAGUUUGCCUGGGAGAAAACAGCAAAACUUUCUGUGUCUACAAAACCCAGGAGUUUCUCACAGAGUCUGAACCGGAACUGGAGCUCACUAAAGAAUGACAUGAAGAGGCAGCAUCUGAUGUCAGAGCUACUGCAAAAGGUUCAGAUGAGGAAGAAGCAUUCCUUGUUCCCAGCUCCCUAUAUCCCAAAGCCGUUGCUGAGUGACCAGUCACAAAACCCCUCCUUGCCCCAGGAGUGGUGCUCCCAUAGCCGCAGCUCUAUCAAGAUGAGGCAGCUGGAUGUGUCCUCCCUCCUCCUCUUGCAGAGUUCUCACAGCCAUGCCGAUUCUCUGAGUGAUCUUCUGGUGGUUGCCACUCAGGCCCGUCUGGAUCCGAGGCCUGGCAGAAGCCAUUCAGGUGCUACGAGGGACCCGGGUACACAGGACCCAAAGCACACAGCUACUGCCUGA